CGCACUCACACCAACCACACCACCAACCACCAACAACCGUCACAAAGAAAAAGCUGCGACCAGCAAGCAAAAGCAAGAAGCAAAAGACCAAGACCAUGAUACGAUUCUGGUGUGUGUUGACGUUGACAGCGCUAGUCCAUGUCUUGAAUGUGCGUGAAUCCGUUGGGAUGAUCCGCAUGCAAUUCGACGACCGUCCCAACGUGGAGCAUCGUCGCUGCCAAAAGGCCAAAGUGAAGAAACGCCAUCUGGUGCGCUUGCACUACAAUGCGUCCAUUGACGAGAGUUCUCCUGUGGGGACACCUGGGCAGGAAGUGGAGAAUACAAGGCGGACUUUUAGCAGUAGUGCUAGCACUGCUAGCAGUAGCGCUAGCAGUAGCAGUCCCAUAGAGAUCAUAGUGGGAGUGGGGCAGACUGGUUGGGAUCAAGCUCUAGUCCAUUUGUGUGUGGGCGACAGAGCCAAUCUGAUUGUGAAUGCUCCUGAUGCUCCUUAUGGAAUUGAGCGGUACCGAGACAAUGUCCCUAGAGGAGCUGUUGUCAGAAUCACUCUGGAAAUCAUGGACACUCAACCAGCACCAGUCAAACUCAGAGACCACGACUCUUACUUGUUCAGUGGAGCUGACAAAAACAACGACAAACAGUUAAGUCAAAGAGAAUUCCUGUACUAUUUCAAGGACAAAAAAGCCAGGAUUGGAAGUCCUCAUUACCGACAAGUGCUCAAGGAACUAGGGGACCUCUUUGCAGAACUGGAUAGAAAUGGGGACAAGUACCUCACUCUAGAUGAAUUCACAUUCCACAAGACAAGUGUCCACUACCGAACAGAGCUCCGACCCAAAGACGAAUUUGACUUUUACGAUGACAACAAAGAUGGAAAACUAAACAAGAAAGAAAUUGAAGGAUUCUUCAAAGCUAUCAAGAGAAAGGUGCCCAUGGACUACUGGAAACACAUGGACAAGAACAGAAAUGGAUACAUUUCAUUUGAAGAAUUCACCAAAAAGGCAUACCACAAGUACACCACUGAUGAACUAUGAUCUGUACCGGUACUGGUACUGUCUGUAGUCUACAUACACUACUUACUUUUAUUGUACAAUUCAUACAUACAUACAUACAUACUGUACAUGUAAUAAACUCAACUACACCACUU
Molecule: messenger RNA, 1141 nt
Organism: Seminavis robusta
Lineage: Eukaryota; Bacillariophyta; Bacillariophyceae; Naviculales; Naviculaceae
Source: the annotation of a GenBank genome assembly